Closterium sp. Yama58-4 is the source of this 564-nucleotide messenger RNA. The record is from the annotation of a GenBank genome assembly. NCBI's taxonomy places the organism in Eukaryota, Viridiplantae, Streptophyta, Zygnematophyceae, Desmidiales, Closteriaceae.
AUGCAGUACGGCGAUGGGCUCGUGGUGGUCGCCAUUUCCGCCGUCGCGGCUCUCCUCUGCGAGUUCAUCUCGUGGGUCUUAAUCUACCGCACCGCCAGCUAUCGCGCGUUAACGCAGAGCAUAGAGAAGACGAGCCGCCGUGUGGAGUCGAUGAAGGAGCGCCAAGCGGGAGCGGCGGCGGCGGCGGCGGGAAGGAAAAGCGCGUCGCGCAAGAUCGGGCGGUUCGAACAGAGCCUCAAGGACUCGAACCAGGCGCUCAGCCGAGCCAAGUUCCAGUCCGGAGCGGUGGUGGCAGCAACGCUGCUAAUCGUCUUCGGGCUGCUCAACUCGCUUUUUGACGGCAAGCCAGUCGCCAAGCUGCCCUUUGUGCCCUUCGCCUUCAUUCAGCGCAACAUGUCACACCGCAACCUGCCAGGGGAUGACCCAACAGACUGCUCUAUGGUGUUCCUUUACAUGCUCUGCUCGCUCAGCAUCCGCCCCAACCUGCAGAAGCUGCUUGGCUUUGCUCCCCCCCGUGGCGCUGCACCCAACAUGUUUGCCGGCCUGGAUGCCAAGAACAAGUGA